AUGGCAUCCACAGACAAAGCCAGAGUGCUUCUGGUAGGCGCUGGCGGCGUCGGAGCCAUGGCCUGCUAUGCCUUGGAGUCUGGCGGCGGAGCAGAAGUCACCGCUGUCCUCCGCUCAAACUACGACGUAGUCGAACGCGAAGGCUUCUCCAUCGAUUCAAUCGAGCAUGGCAAAGGCAUCAAAGGCUUCCGACCCUCGAAGAUCAGGAAAUCCGUGCCAAAUGUGACUGAUGAAGACCUCCCGCCAUUCGACUACAUCGUGGUGACCACCAAGAAUAUCCUCGACGUGAGACCCAAUGUGCUGGACCUGAUCGAGGCAGCAGUGACACCAGGAGUUUCCGCGAUCGUUUUGCUGCAGAACGGACUGAACAUCGAACUGCCAAUUAUCGAACGCUUCCCGGACAACACUGUCCUCUCCGGCGUCUCCAUCAUUAGCGCUUCCGAACCUGAGAAAGGCCACAUCGUCCACGAGUUCACUGACACCUCGAAGGUCGGACCAUUCCCAUCGCUCAAAGUACCCUCAUCGGAGUCUGUGGCCGCAGCGAAAUGGUUCGUAGAGCUGUACAACAGAUGCGGUAGAGUCAAUUGCCAGUUCGAUGAGGAUGUCUCGUUCACCCGCUGGCGAAAGCUAGUGUACAAUUCCAGUUUCAACUCGGUCAGCGCAAUCCUCAACAUGGGCGUAGUCCGGAUGCGGAUGACGCGGCACGUCGUGGACGACCUGAUCAAGCCCAUCAUGGCUGAGAUUUUCGCCACAGCAAAAGCUGCUGGUGUUACGCUUCCGGAGGGUCUGGAUAUGCAAAUGAUUCGACUGGAUCCGCCGGAUGAGGACUUCUUGCCUAGUAUGGGGCAGGAUGCGGCGAAGGGGAAUUAUAUGGAGGUCGAAGUCAUUGUCGGAGCACCACUGAGAGAGGCGGAGAGACUCGGGGUUGCUACGCCCACGCUCAAGACGAUAUAUGGAUUGCUGCGAGGCCUGCAAGUCAAGGCCAAAGAGCGAAAGGGAGCCUGGAAAGCUGAGUUCGAGGAGGAUAACCCUUAUUACUGA
This is a messenger RNA of Saxophila tyrrhenica, 1041 nucleotides long. RefSeq lists its product as uncharacterized. Lineage: Eukaryota; Fungi; Ascomycota; Dothideomycetes; Mycosphaerellales; Extremaceae. Gene Ontology annotation, biological process: pantothenate biosynthetic process. Gene Ontology annotation, cellular component: cytoplasm. The transcript is spliced from 2 exons. Gene Ontology annotation, molecular function: 2-dehydropantoate 2-reductase activity. The record is from RefSeq and is a predicted model, not a curated record. The coding region runs from base 1 to 1041 and encodes 346 amino acids.